UGCAGUUGACAUGAUUGAGGAGGUUGAUGUUGUACUCAAAAGACAGCAUGGGAAGCACAAACAUGGUGAAAUUAAACUGUUUGUUUUUGGAGACUCAUAUGUUGAUACUGGGAAUUGGCCAAAAUCUAUGUCUAGUUCUUGGAAACGGCCUUAUGGCUUCACUUAUCCUGGUUAUCCUUCUGGAAGAUUCUCCGACGGCCUCGUACUCACUGAUUUUAUUGCUUCAUUCCUUGGUAUAAAAUCUCCACAACCUUAUGCUAAUAGAAAGAAAAUAUCAUCACAUGAAAUGGAUAAUUAUGGGGUAAAUUUUGCAUAUGGAGGCACAGGUGUAUUCAAUACUUUUGUUGACCAACCAAAUAUGACAACACAAAUAAAUUAUUUUCAACAACUUGUUGAAGAAGAGGAACAAGUGUACAACAAAGAGAAGAUGAGUUCAUCAAUUGCUAUUGUGUCUGUGGCAGGCAAUGAUUAUGCUACUUUCAUCACCAAAAAUAACAACAAUAUGGAGGAUUUGGGCAAUGUUACUAAAUCAAUAUUAAGUCAACUUGAAUUAAACCUUAGACGUAUACAUGGAUUAGGAGUUCAAAAAAUAGGAAUAACAGCAAUGGAACCCAUAGGUUGUUUGCCAAAAAUGACAAUUAGUUCUUCUUAUGAGAAUUGUAGUGAAUAUGCCAAUUCUCUUUCAAUAUUUCACAAUCAAAUGUUACAUCAAAUAAUAGACAAACUCAACAAUCAAACUAGUAGACCAAUUUUCUUCAUUAUUGAUCUCUAUAGUGCCUUCAUGACUGCCUUGAACAUACAACAAAACCAUCCAGGAAAUUCAAACUUUGAGAAUCCAUUGAAACCAUGUUGCAUGGGAAUUUGUGGAGAAAAGAAGAAAUAUGUAUUAUGCAAAAAUCCAGAACUUUCAUUCUUCUGGGAUGUAAUUCAUCCUUCUCAACAAGGCUGGUUUGCUGUUUUUUCUGCUCUAAAACCUUCUCUAAGUUCCUUAUUGUAAACCAUAUAGGGAUGAUUACGUGUUUGAACCAUUCGAUCAUUUAAUUUAAAAAUAUGUAUAAGUUGUGUAUACUUUGUACUCAAUAUACACAUACUAUGUAUACAAUAUACAUAUCUAUACACAACAUAUGCAUUGAUAGUGUACAUGUUAUAUAUUAUAUGUCGAUUACAUUUUGUAAAAAAUAUUGUCCCUUAUUCUUCUUU
This is a messenger RNA of Solanum verrucosum, 1200 nucleotides long. RefSeq names its product GDSL esterase/lipase At5g03610-like. NCBI's taxonomy places the organism in Eukaryota, Viridiplantae, Streptophyta, Magnoliopsida, Solanales, Solanaceae. The transcript has 4 exons. Gene Ontology annotation, molecular function: hydrolase activity, acting on ester bonds. Bases 11 to 997 code for a protein of 328 amino acids. The record is from RefSeq and is a predicted model, not a curated record.